Molecule: messenger RNA, 2140 nt
Organism: Oncorhynchus mykiss (rainbow trout)
Lineage: Eukaryota; Metazoa; Chordata; Actinopteri; Salmoniformes; Salmonidae
Source: RefSeq, a predicted model, not a curated record
AUAAUGUGGCACCGCCUGUAUACUGUACACCUAGUGUUAUUUCUGUACGACUUGGAAGCUGAUAUUUGAGACAGUCUGCGCGUCGUUGUAAGCUCAGAGUGAAUUAAAUGCGUGUUUAUGUUAUUAGACUGUAUUGAAUGUCAUGUGUUGGAAGUGUUUCAUUUAAAUGUGCCCGUUAAAUGUCCCUCGUUAGCUAGCGUCGUUGUUAGUUAGUUAGUCUGCCCCUGGACCUUGCCAAGUCAUUCAUUAUCAGAGUAGCUAGCAUCAAGCUAGCUCAUGUUUCUAGCAGGUUACCUCCCACCCAUUCAGUUACGUUUGUCAGAAGUUCCCACCGUAGAGAAGGCUAGUUUAUUUGACCAAAUCAAUACAUGUUUACCAGACACACGUCUUAGCAGCAUUUUCAUUGACAGCUUCUGGCUAGAAAAGUUAGCUAACUACCACUGGAAAGGUGUGCUGCAGGCAGGUAGAUGACAUGCAGGGUGAGUCAUGGACCAGAUCACCUUCCAUUAUGACACGGUGCUGUCUGACGUUCACCUGUUGCUGCCCAACUCUCGCCACCUCAUGGCACGCCUCAACCGCGUAGGACAACCAGUUUUCAUCUCCCGGUUCAGAAUCCUGUGGGACGGAACGAAGCAGCGCACCUGUGACCUCGGUUCCCCCUGCGGAGGGGAAAAGUUAGACCGCGACACCCAGGAGAAGAGUGGAAGGGGAGAUGCUAGAGGGAGUGAGACUGGAGCUGACGGAGGAGUGGACAGGGAUGAGGACGGAGGGGCUGACGGAGGAGUGGACAGGGAUGAGGACCGAGGGGCUGACGGAGGAGUGGACAGGGAUGAGGACCGAGGGGCUGAUGGAGGAGUGGACAGGGAUCAGGACAGAGGGGCUGACAGGGAUGAGGACGGAGGGGUAGAACCACCCCUGGAUGAAGAUGGAGAUUUAGAGGUACCACGCAGGCCCAGACAAAGACUCCCUGAGAGGGACAGAGACAUGGUCUACCCCAUCAUCCUCAGCCAGGCAAGAAGAGAUGAAGAGGAGGAGGAUGAGGAGGAGGAGUGUCCUAGAGACGUCAUCAGGAUAGAACACACUAUGGCCACGCCUUUAGAAGAUGUUGGCAAACAGGUCUGGCGUGGCGCCUUCCUAUUGGCUGAUUUAAUCCUGUCUCAGCCAACUACAUUCAGAGGAGCCACCGUCUUGGAGUUGGGGGCAGGGACUGGGCUGACCAGCGUAGUCAUGGCAACGGUGGCCAAAACAGUGUACUGCACAGACGUUGGGGAGGACCUACUGAGCAUGUGCCAGAAGAACGUGACGUUGAACAGACACCUGAUGGAACCGGCAGGUGGGGAGGUGCGAGUACGUCUACUGGACUGGCUCAGACACGAUCUCUGCACAGACGCUGAUGCAGAGUUUGGAUGGACAGAGGAUGAAGUGGCAGAUCUCCAUGACAACACAACAAUUAUCAUCGCAGCUGACGUGUGCUACGAUGACGACCUAACAGAUGCGCUGUUCCGAACUCUGUACAGAAUCUGUAACAACCUCCGUCUCCCCUGUACCACAUACCUGUCUAUAGAGAAGAGGCUGAACUUCACUCUGAGACACAUGGACAUAUCCUGCGAGGCCUACGACCAUUUCCGCCACUGUCUGUGUGAGAUGCAGGAGCUGAGGGACGGACGGACAUGCUUCACAGUGGAGCAGGUCACACCCUCUUUCCCACAGUGUCUGCUGUAUGAGCGCAUAGAGCAACUGGAGUUGUGGAAAGUGACAGCGGUGCCUGUCUAACCCUCUGAGGAGCUGACCUGCUCCUAGACCUGCUCCUUGACCUGCUCCUAGACCUGCUCCUUGACCUGCUCCUAGACCUGCUCCUUGACCUGCUCCUAGACCUGCUCCUAGACCUGCUCCUUGACCUGCUCCUAGACCUGCUCCUGGUGUUUUCGGAGCCUCUUGUGGUCAGUGUUGAGAAGGUAUUGAUAAAACAUAUAGAUUAUUUAGUGAACUAAUAGCAGUCAUUUCAAUCAGGGCAGCUGGACAGCACUGAACAAAGACACUAGGAAUGAUCUCUGUAAAUGAACUCACUUGUUAAAUAAGAUGUUUUUAAGCUCAGACCAGGGGUCGUGAUAUAUAUAUAUAUAUAUAUAUAUAUAUAUAU